This is a messenger RNA of Papaver somniferum (opium poppy), 2433 nucleotides long. Its product is annotated as actin-related protein 8-like. The coding region runs from base 153 to 1637 and encodes 494 amino acids. The record is from RefSeq and is a predicted model, not a curated record. The transcript is spliced from 12 exons. Lineage: Eukaryota; Viridiplantae; Streptophyta; Magnoliopsida; Ranunculales; Papaveraceae. Gene Ontology annotation, molecular function: protein binding.
GCUCACUACCUUCUUUCCAUCUUUUCUCCAACAGAACAGAUAAAAUUUUGGUAAAAGACUUUUCAUUCUCAUUUAAAAUGAUUAAAUUCAGAGACAAAUUCUGAGCGAAAUUUGAUUUCAUUCUCAUCGAUUCAAUUCAGGGUUCAUUAAUCAUGUCAAUACUUCUAAAGAAGGUAUGGGAAACCAUGUCUACUCGUCUGCUCAGCUCCUCAUCUACUUGCUAUUCUGACACUGAUGAUCAGAGAAAGAGGAAUCUGGAUUUGAUGUAUGAAGAAAGUGAUGAUUUGUAUAAUAAAUAUUGUUACUUGACAUCAACGACAGGAGCUUUUGAUAAAAUACCUUCAGAUAUAUUCCAUCAAAUUCUUAAAUUUUUGGGUCCUAAAGAAUCUGCUAAACUUGCCCUUGUUUGUAAGUCAUGGAGAUUACUUGUUUCUGAUAAUCGACUCUGGGUAUUCUUCCUUCAGAAUUUUAAUACCCAUGAUUAUUCCACAUGGGAUUCUAUUGUUUUCGCUGAAAAACAUUUGAGAUCCGGUUAUCCUCUUCUUCCUCCCCAUCAAUCUCCUCAUUUGUCUUUCAUGAGCAUCUAUGGCCAACGUUCUGAAUUAACUGGCUCUGUUAUUAUAGAUGGUGGUACUGGUUAUUGCAAGUUUGGCUGGAGCAAAUAUGCUUCUCCGUCUGGACGGUCAGCAACAUUUUUGGAAUUUGGUAACAUUGAAUCUCCUAUGUACUCUAGGCUUCGACACUUUUUUGCUACAAUUUAUAGUAGGAUGCAGGUUAAACCAUCAGGACAGCCGAUUAUUGUUUCCAUUCCCAUCAGUCAAUCACAUGGUACUGAUUCUGGUAAAGCAGCUCGAAGGCAACUUAAAGAAACCAUUCACCAAGUAUUGUUCGACAUGAAUGUUCCUGCUGUUUGUGUAAUAAAUCAAGCAACGUUAGCAUUGUAUGCCGCAAGGAGAACCUCAGGAAUUGUUGUAAAUAUUGGGUUCAAUGUCACAUCUGUUGUUCCAAUUUUACGAGGUAAAGUGAUGUGGGAUGUGGGUGUGGAAGUUGUUGAAUUAGGAGCUUCAAAACUCACAGGAUUUCUCAAGGAGAAGAUGCAACAAAAAAAUAUGAGAUUUGGGUCAUUAUACACCGUCCGGACUUUAAAAGAGAAUCUGUGCUAUGUUGCUGCUGACUAUGAAGAAGCGUUAAGCAAGAAUAAACAGGCAUCAUUUAAGGUUGCAGGGGAAGGUUGGUUUACUCUCUCGGAUGAAUGCUUUCAAACAGGAGAGAUCUUAUUCCAGCCACAACUUGGAGGAGUGAAUACAAUUGGUUUGCAUCAUGCAAUAGCACUUUGCAUGAAUCGCUGUCAAGCUGCUGAAGCAACAGUAGAUGGUGGAUGGUUUAAAACCGUGGUUUUGGCAGGUGGAACUGCAUGUUUGUUAGGAUUACCAGAGAGGUUAGAUAAGGAGCUCCGGUCACUUCUUACAUCAUCUCUGUCUGAAGGACUCAGAGUUCUCCCCCCUGCAUAUGGGGCUGAAUCCGCAUGGUUUGGUGCGAAGACAAUCAGUAAUAUGAGCACUUUCUGUGAGACUUGGUGCGUGACGAAGAAACAAUUCCGUCGGAAAUCCCGACGCAGCUUCAUUAGCUCAUGGUGAAGAACGCCAAAGCAUCGGUUCCUUUAAAGGGAAUGCCAGAGAAUUCAUGUCAUGAAUAAUGGUCCCAGUUUCCAGGGUCUCAAACAUAUACAGUUCUUCUCUACACUCUUUUAUUGCAAGUACACGUGAAUAAAAAAAGAUGGGAAGAUCUGUCGGAAACUCCCAUCAGUGUGUAACAUAUUGGUGCAUAUAUAUGUUUAUAGGCAUCAAACACGUGUGAUAUAUAUAUAUAUAACAUAUAAGUGAGAUAUGUGUGGUGAUCAUAAAAUUUUAUGUAAAGAUUUACUUUACCAGUGAUGAAUUUUUGUAACCUGUAAUCACCAGGAGUUUGCGGAUGAUUUACCUUGGGGAUUAGAACUUGAGAUGUGUGGCUAUAAGGGCCUUGAGCAAAUGCUUGUGGAUGAAUAAAUAUGAUGAACAUUUGUACUACCUCGGGACCUGCAAGAGACGAACAUUGUUGACAGCUUCCAAUCCAUGAUUUCUCGGAGAAGCCUAUGGUCUGAUUUGAAGUGCAAAUGUAAUUUGUAGUUCAUCUGGUAGUUGCAGACUUGCAGCAGAAAAUUAUCGUCAGCUUCAAGGAGAUCGGAAGAUUUUUUUUUUUUUUUUUUUGAAAAUUGCUUAUAUUGAAACACGGGAAAGGUACAUGGGGUUUCCCAAACUGUUGGUUUCCCUUGUCUCUUCUAACUGGGGAGAGGUAUUGGUGUCUACCAACAGACUGUGUUAGACCUAUUUUGUUAGCUAGAGUUAAAGACGGAAUUUGAAAAACAUAAAUCCUUAAAUAAAAUAGAGAGUUUAU